This is a messenger RNA of Thalassophryne amazonica, 890 nucleotides long. RefSeq lists its product as uncharacterized. Lineage: Eukaryota; Metazoa; Chordata; Actinopteri; Batrachoidiformes; Batrachoididae. The coding region runs from base 160 to 639 and encodes 159 amino acids. The transcript is spliced from 4 exons. The record is from RefSeq and is a predicted model, not a curated record.
GCGUGUGCACAGGAGCAUGCAGAAUGGGUGUGUGCCUUCUUUCUCCGAUUAGUCUCUUUCUGCACUUUUCGCUGCCUUCUGGAGAGUUUGAGAGUUUUGCUCUGGAGGAUCUGCAGAACAUCAGCUUCACCUUCUUAUUGAACAGGUGCUGCUCUGACUAUGGCCCUUAAACCGAGUGUGCUGCUGCUGUUGGCCGUUGGCAUGGUCACGGUGCUGGCCCAGCGGAGACGCCCAACAUCUACGUCCACGGGAGAAUGGAACUACAGGGAUGGCUCUGAGCGGGUGAGCAUGCGAGGUGUGUCCAACCUGACUGAGGUUUUGGACAAUUGGAGGUUUGACAUCCUGAACCAGAUGAAAGGACUUCUUCAGAAUGACCACCAGUCUCUGCUGCCUGACUAUGCCAGAAUCCAGCCUCUGUCCGAGGCCUUAGACGACCUCUACAAGGAGUUCAAUGCCCUGAAAGCUCACCUGGGUGACCUCACUGAGAAGUUUGCUGCUAUAGAAACUUUCAUUGACGAGGUCAAAGCCGAGCGGCUCAACAAAGCCAAACCUGCACCGGCUCCUGGCCCGGCUCCGGCACCCGGUCCCCGUCAGACCGGGAGGAGGAUGGUGAAGAAGAAGGUCAUGGUUUCCUCAUAAUCAGCCAAUCGGGAGCCUUCUUUCAUCCUGCUGCUGGUGUUUUCUCAUAUCUUCUACAAUCUCUCUCACGUGGCAGCGCCGACAUUUCAGUGGUGAUCCGCCUUCAGUUUGUCCACACAGUCUGUUUGGUCCUUCAGGAUGAACCAGCUCACAUUCUCUCAUUUCAUUCGGUAUCCACAGCGUUAGUCACACCCACAAACUACAGAAGUCCACUGCAGGGCUUCAAACCAAAAAUAUUUUUGAAGCAAUCA